Lachnellula hyalina is the source of this 405-nucleotide messenger RNA. RefSeq lists its product as uncharacterized. The coding region runs from base 1 to 405 and encodes 134 amino acids. The transcript has a single exon. The record is from RefSeq and is a predicted model, not a curated record. NCBI's taxonomy places the organism in Eukaryota, Fungi, Ascomycota, Leotiomycetes, Helotiales, Lachnaceae.
AUGUUCGUGCAACGCUUCCACCGAAUACUGCCGGGAGCCUCAGUAACUUCUGCUUCUCGUGUCAACCUACAGACUGUACGGCGCUAUGUUGUGAAGUCACGCGGGGACUUACUCGAGUCAAUCUACCGUCCAGCAUUUGCAAAUCUCGAGAAAGGGUCACCAGAAUAUGAGGGUUUAGCAAGUUCUGGUAGAGUUUGGGAAAAUUUAUUUCAGCCUGGAAACAUCGAACCUUACCUGCAGGCUCAAUCAGACUUGAAGGAGGCUCUCACUGAAAUCGAUGAGCUGAGAGAAUGGUAUCAAAAGAAUGAUAAGGCCAAGACAAGCAUUGUUCGAGCUUUGGUUCCUGAAUAUGCUCAACAAAGCACAUCUAUCGAGCUCAACCCUUUCAUGUCGGCGACGCAGUAG